Messenger RNA from Vanrija pseudolonga, 954 nucleotides. RefSeq names its product ER-derived vesicles protein ERV14 (gene ERV14). Gene Ontology annotation, cellular component: COPII-coated ER to Golgi transport vesicle; endoplasmic reticulum membrane. The record is from RefSeq and is a predicted model, not a curated record. Gene Ontology annotation, biological process: endoplasmic reticulum to Golgi vesicle-mediated transport. The transcript has 8 exons. Lineage: Eukaryota; Fungi; Basidiomycota; Tremellomycetes; Trichosporonales; Trichosporonaceae. Bases 86 to 499 code for a protein of 137 amino acids.
GUCGACAAGUCACACCUCCCACACACCGGUCUACUACAUCGCAACUUGCUCUUCCCCUUCCUCCUACAUCAAACAUCUAAUCAAAAUGGGCGGCGAAGGAUGGUUGUUCCUCUUCGCGGUCAUCAUGGCCGCGGUGCUCCUCUUCACCAUGGUCUUCUUUAUCAUCAUGUUCUCGGACCUUGAGUGCGACUACAUCAACCCCAUCGACCUCUGCAACAAGCUCAACCAAUUCGUUCUCCCAGAAAUGAUUGCGCACGCCUUCCUCACCCUCCUGUUCCUGUUGUCUUCCCAGUGGCUCGCGUUCCUCCUCAACGCACCGCUCGUCGCCUACAACGUCAACAAGAUCUUGGGCAAGAACCACAUGUAUGACGCCACUGAGAUUUUCCGUACCCUCUCUGGCCACAAGAAGGAGUCGUUCAUCAAGCUCGGCUUCUACCUCAUCUCCUUCUUCUACUACCUCUACCGCAUGAUCCUCGCUCUCAUCUCUGACAGCGAGUAAGCGGGUCGCCACUGGCUUAACAGUGGUGGGUGGGUGGACUGGCGAGUUGCCACACCCCCGACGCGUGUCGUGCGUAUGGCAGUGACGACGCGUUUGUGGUCGCCACGUUCCACCCUGUGCCUGCUGAGCGAGAGAGAGAGUCGAGACGAGUAGAGAGAGGCCAUGCAUCAUCCUGCGUGGGCCGGGGGAGGGGAGCGCAUGUGGAUGGAUGAGUUUGGGACUCAUGACGACGACCUGUUAGAUCUGCUACUUUAUGCUUUGGUAGCCAGCCCCGUAAUGGACCGUUUUGGACCCAGAUGAGCGGAGACGAUGGGCUUGGCGGUGGGGUUCGGCCCGCCAGUUGGGCCAUGGCGGCGUUGCGUGCAAGCGGUAAGCGGAUGGACGCGGAUCUUGACGACGUCAAGCCAAGCACCCGACGAAGCCGACGACCCACGCUGAGCAGUCGCGGCUCGGAG